This is a messenger RNA of Ostrinia furnacalis (Asian corn borer), 1561 nucleotides long. RefSeq lists its product as uncharacterized. The coding region runs from base 64 to 1464 and encodes 466 amino acids. The transcript is spliced from 2 exons. Lineage: Eukaryota; Metazoa; Arthropoda; Insecta; Lepidoptera; Crambidae. The record is from RefSeq and is a predicted model, not a curated record.
AGUUAAAUUUUUAAUUAUUUCAAAUCUUACGCCUUACUAUAAAACCAAUUUUACCUUAUUAUAAUGUUACAGGGUCAAAUCUACGAUGAACAAAUCAUAAACGAAAAUAUCGAAAGGUUAAAUGAAUACUUAAAUGGAACUACAAAAACAAUUUUCGACAUUAGAGUAAGUGAAGAUAUUUCUUCAAUCUCAAUCCAAAUAUUAGAAUCAGUAACUAGCUUAGAAAACGAAAUCAACGACUGUCUCACUAGUAUUUUAUUUGCUAAAUCAAAUAUUAUUCAUCCCUCUAUAAUAUCACUAGACAGACUUUAUCAAGAACUUCUUCUCUCAAACCACGCUAGAUCUAACAAACAAUUAGUUAGUCCUGUAACGAUUAAUAAUAUAAAUAAUAUCCUAGACUCAUCUCAACUCUCUGCAUAUGUCUACUCGAAUAGAUUAGUAUAUAUUUUAGACUUCCCACUUGUAAAAUCAGAAGCCCUAAAAUUAUACCAUAUAUACUCUAUCCCGAUCCAACAUCCCAAUUCCUCACUCCACACAACGAUCCUUCCGGAGCACAAGUAUUUAGCUACGAACCCCAGCGGCGAACACUACAUCUCUACGAGCUCACUGGACAACUGUAAAAUCUACGCAGAGAAACGAAGCGUCUGCAGCGACCUCGUCGUUUAUGAUGCAGAUACUCGCCCAAUAUGUGAACUUCAAGUUUUGUUCAGCGCCUCCAACAAAGUUCCAAGCAGCUGCACCACUUCAACAUUCGCGGCAAUCAUCAACACGUUCCAACCACUAGCCGACAACCGAUGGAUCUACAUACUGACCAACGUGACACAAUGUAUUCUUCAGUGUGAUAGCCAAGUGUCACAUCAUAAUAUUCAAGGAUCUGGAAUCAUCACGCUUCAAGAAAAUUGCAAACUCCACACUGGGUACAGCACUCUCUCAGCGCAUCAAAUUAAACAAGAAAAUAUUACUUACCCUAUCAUAGUUCCUGACAUUCAAACAGAUGACUGCUUUGAAGACAUUAAAAGUCUUACUACCCCCAAUCUUCUUCCUAUUUCAAUUAACGAGAUCCCGUUGGACUCACUCAAUACCCUCAAGCAUCAGCUUGAUAAUCACAAUAAUGAAAUACAAAAGAUCAAGAACACCCCUUUCAUACAAAGAAACCAAAACGGAUUCUCAUGGUUUUCUUUUAUUUCUGGCACCCUAAUGCUACUUCUCGUGCUAUAUGCACUAUUCAAGAAAUGCCUACGAUUCCGAAUGAACCGUAGACCCUUCGAGGACAACAACCACUGUGUCCAGAUAUUUAAUAACUGCUUCGGUUCCUCAUCAUCACGUCGAAGAACAACCCACGUCCAAGCCAUCCCGAUGACCACAAUUGGAGUCCCAACAACUACAUCGUGCAUCUCAGAAGACGAAGACGACGACCUCAACAAUCUCCAAAGAUCAGGCACACAUGCCCAAUCUUUAUUUUAAGGGGGGAGGUGUUAUAUCAUACCCAAUAUACCUAUUGUUAUAUCAUACCCAAUAUACCUAUAAUUAUUAUCUUCUAUAAACUUGUGUAUCAUAAAUU